This is a messenger RNA of Phaeoacremonium minimum UCRPA7, 1197 nucleotides long. Its product is annotated as putative glycosyltransferase family 57 protein. Gene Ontology annotation, molecular function: dolichyl pyrophosphate Man9GlcNAc2 alpha-1,3-glucosyltransferase activity. Gene Ontology annotation, biological process: protein N-linked glycosylation. Lineage: Eukaryota; Fungi; Ascomycota; Sordariomycetes; Togniniales; Togniniaceae. The transcript is spliced from 3 exons. Gene Ontology annotation, cellular component: endoplasmic reticulum membrane. The record is from RefSeq and is a predicted model, not a curated record. The coding region runs from base 1 to 1197 and encodes 398 amino acids.
AUGGCUGGCCCACGUCCUUCAUCCCAUAAGCCCCGGAGCAAAGCCAAGAAGAACGGCGGCGAUGGCGGCAGUCUUGUGGUCACCAAGAACGAGGGCCUGGUGAGGACCCCAACCUUCCCACUUGCUGCGUUUCUCUGGCCAGCUAGGGGCUCUGUAUCCCAAUGGGAGGUGCUGCCAUUGGUCUUGAUGGUUGUCGGCCUGUUCAGAUGGGCAGCUGGACUAUGGGGCUAUUCAGGCUUCCAAAAGCCCCCCAUGUUCGGAGACUACGAGGCGCAGAGACAUUGGAUGGAAGUCACCACGCAGCUCCCCGUCUCUCAAUGGUACUUCUACGAUCUACAAUGGUGGGGGCUCGACUACCCACCCUUGACGGCAUAUCAUAGCUGGGUUUGUGGAAAGAUCGGGUCGUUUAUUGAUCCGUCUUGGUUCGCUCUGUAUACAUCCAGAGGCUCUGCGGAUACAAACUUGAAGAUCUUCAUGAGGGCGACGGUUAUUGUCUCGGAAUACCUCAUCUACAUCCCGGCCGUUGUGGUGUUCGUACGGCAUUUCAGCAGACUGAAUGGUGUCGGCACUUGGACUGCCUCAGUUGCACUUGUUGCUAUUCUCAUGCAACCUGGUAUCAUCCUCAUCGAUCAUAUCCACUUCCAAUACAACACGGUCAUGCUAGGGUUUGUGGUCGCGACUUUCAACAGCAUCCUCGCAAAUCGAUUUCUCUGGGCGGCGUUCUUCUUUGUGGCUGCUCUUGGGUUCAAGCAGAUGGCCCUUUACUACGCCUUCUCUGCCUUUGCGUUUCUGCUGGGCAGCUGUAUCUUCCCUCGCGUCAACAUUCGUCGCUUCUUGGGAAUUGCAGUAGUGACCGUCAUUUCAUUUGUUCUUCUGAUUCUCCCGCUUGUCGCCGGCUCUCUGUACGAUCGAAGCCGUGGCAUUGACUCGAGACCGGAUAUUGAUGGUCCUCCCGCACCACUGCCCAUCUUCCUGUGGCUCCAGGAUUAUCUCGACACCGGAGCUAUAUACUACCCAGUCGUCCAGCAGCUGGUCCAGAUGGUUCACCGUGUCUUCCCGUUCGCACGAGGCUUGUUCGAAGACAAGGUCGCUAAUUUCUGCGGGCAGUCAAGGCCUCGGAUCGGAUACAAGAGCGUGGGUCGGAUUUGCAAAUUUGCUCGGGUGCUGGACAAUGUUUCCACUCCUGGCACGCGUUGA